Messenger RNA from Anopheles nili, 3197 nucleotides. RefSeq lists its product as uncharacterized. Gene Ontology annotation, molecular function: microtubule binding; actin binding. Gene Ontology annotation, biological process: actin filament polymerization. Gene Ontology annotation, cellular component: cytoplasm; actin filament. The record is from RefSeq and is a predicted model, not a curated record. The coding region runs from base 1 to 2691 and encodes 896 amino acids. The transcript has 3 exons. NCBI's taxonomy places the organism in Eukaryota, Metazoa, Arthropoda, Insecta, Diptera, Culicidae.
AUGAAUCGCAGCAACACGCAGGGUGUUCUUCUGCUGGUCUGUUCGCUGUGGCUGCUCAUCUGCCUGCACACCACCGAUGGUUCGGUGUUGGCAAGUGAGAACGAUCGUGACAACCGGCAGGCUCGUGCCGUACGGCGUUCAGACACUGACGUAUCGGAUCGGGUUGAGGACCGCACGAAUGCGAUUGAUCAACCCCUGGAUGCGGCUCUCCAGCUGAAGUACUACGAUGUGGUACAGGUCGACUUGGUCCAGAGCCUCCCGACUCAGGCUGCUGGACAGUCAGGGACAGUAGCGCUGGUUGCGGCAGGUGCAGGUGAAGGUCCAGGACAAGACAACCAGUCUGUGUCAGUAGCUCCACCAGCGACGAAGAGCGAGUCAGCUAAAACCCUCGCAGAUCAGGUGGCGGAGGGCAAAUAUGGGCUGAUCCAUCGCGAGCUGUUCCAGCGUCGACCACAGCGGCUCGGCGUGCUGAACUACCGCCGUAACGAGGAGGUCCCACUAGACGAUGAACGCAACUACGGUGGUCUCCGUCCAGAUGAGAUCUGGCUAGCAGAAGAUCACCUGCUAGUGCUGAAGGGUGGCUCGAUCAACUUUGGUAGUAACCGAUCGGGGGCAGAUGGACCUGCCGGGGCCUGGCAGCCCAUCGACGACUACCGUGCCCCGGAUCGGCAGGUCCAGAUCCCAGCUAACCCCGCCGUACCGCCACCCUUUCCCGUGCAGCUCCGCGAGGACGGACCGAUUGAGUUUAUCCGUGGUCGUCAGGUGCCGGCAUUUAAUCCGUUCACUAACGAAUCGGCGUUCCUCUUCACCAACAAAGCGUUCCCGGUCAUUCGGCCGGAGGAUUUCGGCGGGCAAAAUAUACUUGCCGGGCCAGCGGCGCACAAUGCUUCUGGCCAGCACCACACCGGACUCCAGUAUCCGCCUCCGGUCAACCCACCGCCCGUUUCGGACAACCGGACGUACUCGAACCCGUUCCUGAAGUUACCGCCACCGCCGGGGUUGCCUCUGGGACCGCCACUAGCAGGUCCUGGAGGUUCUUUGGAUGAGCAGCGGAACCGCACUGGUCUCUUCCCGCCUGGAGACGAAGACGACCCGUCAUUGUACUACCCUCCACCGUACACGUUCGAGUACCGCGGGAACUACACCAACCCGGUACCACCGGGUCCGCUUGUUCCUGGAAUCAUCUUACCACCACCACCGAACUUCUUCAUCCUCAAACCGACGGUGUCGUCUGCCAACGGGACUGAGCGGGUUCCGGUUGAGCGAACAAAGCCCUCUAAACCACCCAAAACCCUCUACUCAGGUAGCCGCCCUACGGCGACGGCAACAACUACAACAGCUGCUCCAACUCCGCCACCUGUCAACAGUGUCGUGCCGCCCAAGAUUGUGCCGUCGCGUGUCGAGAUUCAGAAGGCCGUGUUGAAGACGUUCGUGCCGGUGUUGGAGGUGUACGGUGCUCCUCGACAGCCUGGUUCUAAGGUGCCCACUAAACGACCGCGCCCAAAACCAACUCUCCCACCGACAGUGACCACCACCGUGCCACUACACGCCCCAUCGACUAAGCUGCACAAAAUCCCACCAGAGGGCGCUCGACAGCCACCAGUCGUGCCAGCACAUCCAAUCUACGCCGAGUACUUCGAUAUUCGCACGUCCACGAGUCCACCCAUCUGGGACGCAGGUGUAUCGCCACCUGUCACGCCUCAUCUACCCCGCACGUACCUUCCUGUGGCGGGUAAAAGCCGCCCGGAAGCAGCCCGUCCGUCAGUGGCGGCAGCUGCUAUUGACGGGUCCGGUGACUACUUGGGAGGUAACACCUACGGCACCUACAGCCCGAUUGAGCAGUUCCACCGGGAAGUACAGACCAUCCGUCAGACGUUGCAGAUCUACGAGAAGGCAAACAAACUUAAUAAGGCUGGUGGGCGUACGUCAAAGGCGCACUCAGCUGGACCGUCUCUUGCUAACCUCUCGCUGUCGUUUGAUGGUAACGUCUACCGGACGGUCUACCCGACGGAAGUCGUCGCUGCACCUCAGCCGAUACACGUGGCCCAACCAGCAGCCUACCAUCGUCAACCGCCACAGGUCUACCGACCACCUUAUGAACAGGCACCUGCCUAUAUCUACCGACAGACGGACCUGCCAGCUGGGUACUACGUCACUACGACAGAGUACGGCCGUCACACACCAACUGCGUACGGUGAGCAACACCAGCCUCCACCGCAGCAGUACUACCAUCAGCCACCACCACCACCACCGCCGCCACCGCAUCAGCAACCAGAUCUGUCAUACAUCGCACCUGUCAUCCUCAACAACGGCGCUAGCGGGUAUAACCGACGACCCGAGUUUGACACGACCACCACCAAGUCCUACCUCAUCCUGGACCACCGACUGCCGGCGACUGGCCGUCUACAUCCUGACCGCCAACGUCAACCCCUCUCGGAGCUACCGUACCUGUACCGGAGCACCGGAACCGGUUCGCCAGGGUCGGCCAGUGAGCAGGGACUGCCAGCACGCAACCGGUACCUCGAGGGUGACAUCCUCGUCAACUACAAGCAUCCGUUGCCGGUGCUCAACCCGGACAGCGAGUUCCUGCCCUACCACCAUCGGCUGAAGGUGCGCAAGCGGCAGAACGUGCGCGGAGCUGGUGAGCAGAAGCCGCGCUACCUCGGACAGUCCCUCUACAACCAUCGGUAGGGUGUGUCGUGGGUUAGAGGAGGAUUGUACAUAUAUAGCUGGCACAAACUUCGCCACGUGGUUCCGGUCGAGCGGCGAGUGGGAGAACAUUCGUACUACUAUCUUCAAACUCCCCGAAAACCGCGGUGGUUCCGAAAGGCGGAGGAUGAGCGGGGCUAGGAAAUACUCACCUGUAAUUAUUGUUGUUUGUAAUAUUGGACGCUUUGGAAGCUGCUCGUGGGGGUACGGUUGCAGGUUAAGGUCUCUGCCAUAGACUGUAUAAAUAAAAUUGAACCCAGGAAAGAAAUACGUAGCGCGAGAAAAAAAAAUACAAAUAAUCACACGAACAGCUGGCAAUUACACCUGCGUACCGCGCAGUAUAGGAGGGGAAUGGGCCUGCAAUGAUGCUAGAGUGUUUAACUAGGCUACUUUCGAUUGCCAUUAUGUAGAAACCGAACAAAAGCCCGUGUACUGUACUUUUUUUUUGCUUUAUCGCUUGAUGAAUACAAAACUAUGCAUCUGACAAC